GUGGUGGCGGCACCCAUAUUUCAACCUAGCCCUCAUUUCCACCGCUCCAGAAAUCACGACUUCCGUAGCUUUCUUACCUCGGCAAAAUUGACUCUGAUUUCCUCUUGGUAGCAGUGCAUUGCCUUCCAGGGUAUUUUCGCCAUGGAUGUGAAACCCAAUUUCCCAAUGCAAUUCCAGCAACAGCAGCUUCCGCAACUACAGCAACAGCAGCAGCAGCCGGAGCCUCAAGCUGCAUCAACUCCGAGUACGAGCGCAGGUCAGCCGGCCGAGGCCCCGCCAAAGCAGGUAGCGUUGGCCAUGGACAGGCUAGCCCAGGCUGCGCGGCUAAUUGCUGAUGUGAGGAUCGGCGGUGACCGGCUUCUCGAGGCGUUGUUCUUCGCCGCCCAGUCUCACCAAAGCAACAAGACCUUGCAGUUUUUGCUCAAGGAAGAUGCUAGCAUGCGCCAGCACCUCCAGGACCUGCGCACUGUUGGAAGACAGCUAGAGGAAACUGGGGUUCUCAACGAUUCCAUGAAAUCUAGGGGUAAUUCUUGGGGUUUGCAUAUACCAUUAGUGUGUCCAGAUGGCGCAGUUGUUGCUUAUGCGUGGAAACGCCAACUAGCUGGGCAAGCUGGUGCAUCUGCUGUGGACAGAACCAGGUUAGCUCUUAAGGCAUUUGCUGAUCAGAAAAGAAGAUUCUUUCCACACCUUGAAGAUGAAUCGGAAGAUCAAAGUACAGAGCCAGGUUCUAAGAAACUUUGUAGGCGUCAGGCACCACUAACAAGUCAGCUAGACGAACUUGGAGAUUUCAAGUCUGUUGCUGAUGUCCUAGCAAGAUUGGAAAAGGAGGUCCCCAACGUAAAAGUUCUUACAUACCAACGCCGGGAUUGGUUUGAAAAGAGCUUCUUCUUUACCGAGUUCGGGAAAUGAGAAUUCAAUUGAAUCACCAAAAGAGCAAAGUUUUCACAGUUUUAAAUAAAAUGAGAGCAGGACCACAGGCUGCAGUUGCCUCUGAAAGGGCUUCUGUUAUUGAAAUAUCGUUUCCUUGUACCUUCAGAGCUGUAGUAUCAUUGCAUCCUGCUGGGUCAAUCGAUCCAGAUGCAGUUGCAUUCUUUCCCCUGAUGAGGGAGGCAGCUACAUGCACGCCAGAGGUUCUUCCAUCUAUCAUGUUAUUCAGACAGAUCACGGGAGCAUGCCGGUAUAGGUUUGCAGCAUUUUCUUGGAGUCGGGAGCGAAAUUGCCCUGUACUUUCUUUUGAAUUGGAUAUGCAGCUACCAGACAUUAUUUACCAAAGUUUGCAGUAAAUGUGGGAAGCUAUUAGCAGCAGAUCGAAAAUCCUCGGCGAUACUACCUCCAGUCCGUCGUUCUUUCCGACAGUUCUACCCUGUUAGGGAAUCGUCAGCUGAAGCCAAUUCAUCAACCAAGGACCAAGUUUUCGAGAUCCCAGGAGCUUAUCAUAUAGGAUGCUAUACUGAUGAGUUGUAGUUUUGAUUAGGCCCAAUGCGUAUGUUAAUACAUACUCUGACCCUCCCAUCUUCUUUCCUUAGGAUUUAGGCAUUUUGAUCACGAGGAGAAAUGGUGUGCUUCUUCUUCUUCUUUUAAUUCCAAUAGUUUGCUACGAUAUUGAAAGAUGUAAAAUAGUUUGCUAGGGAAUGUUCAAACAAACCAUGAGCUGUGUAAAAAGGCCCGUUGCCAACAUGUUAUCUGAUUUGGAGUCCUUAGACCUUCUUCAUAGUUCAUCUCAAGGAUUGAGCCC
This is a messenger RNA of Linum tenue, 1735 nucleotides long. The record is from the annotation of a GenBank genome assembly. Lineage: Eukaryota; Viridiplantae; Streptophyta; Magnoliopsida; Malpighiales; Linaceae.